Molecule: messenger RNA, 1360 nt
Organism: Mytilinidion resinicola
Lineage: Eukaryota; Fungi; Ascomycota; Dothideomycetes; Mytilinidiales; Mytilinidiaceae
Product: NAD(P)-binding protein
Exons: 1
Coding region: 128-1099 (323 amino acids)
Source: RefSeq, a predicted model, not a curated record
AAGGCCGAUUUACAAAGCAACCUCGGAGUCGAUCAGCCGUUACACUGUUCUCCAACUUCUCGGAACAGCGUUUCCGUUUCACGCAUCUCCUCACGAGAAUGAACAUAAAUGCGCCAGGUAAGCACGCAUGAGAAGCCAAACACCUCAAGGCCGAGCUUCUGGAAUAAAAUCAUCCUCUAAGUCUAUAAUUAUGCGUGUCGUCGUCUUCGGAGCCUCAGGAGUCCAAGGCGCAGCCCAACUCCCCGUCCUUUCCCGCGCCGGCCACGAUGUCGUCGCCGUCAGCCGAAAUCCCAAACCAUUGGAAAUAGAUGGACGAAAAAUCGAGACGGCUGCGGCAGACUUCAACGACAAAGCAGCUAUCAGCCAGGCUCUCAAGGGUGCAGAGGUCAUCUUUUUAAAUCUACCGAGCACCUCCUUCCACCCUUCAGAGCCUAUCAUCGCAGCCGCCCAGGCAAUCGGCGAGGCUGCAAAGGCCAGCGGGGUCCGUUUGAUCGUCUUCAACACGAGUAUGCCUGUUGCAGAGGUCUCACAACGCAUCAAGUCGCAAGAAGACCGGAGAGAGAUGCGCCGCGUGCUGCGCGAGUCGGGGGUGCCGGUCAUCAGCAUCCAACCCGUCUGCUAUCUGGAUAAUCUUUUGGAGGGGUGGGCUCUGCCACCUAUUCGAGAUCGAAACACGUUGGUCUACUGCCACAAACCGUCACUGCGGGCAUGUUGGAUCUGCCACCACGACGUCGCGCAGCUCAUGCUGGCCGCUGCAGCGCGACCAGAUCUGGCCGGUCGGGACAUUCCAGUGGGAGGACCCGAGGUAGUGCGGCUGCAGGAAUUGGCAGAGAAACUGUCGAAGGCGUGGAGCCGGAAGCUGGACUACGAGAACCAGACAGUUGCGGACUUCUGCGAGAAGAUUUCGAAGACGAUGCAAGGACGGGGCCUCGAGGUUGAUCGCAUUAUCAGCCAGAUGUUCAAAGCGUAUACGUACUACAACGAGUCCCCCGAUCACCCUUUCGUCAUCGAUAUGGGACCUGUUUUGAAGGAAUUGCCUGUCAAGCUUACGCCGAUUGAAGAGUGGGCGCGGACACAUCCAGUGCCGGGCUGGACUUGAAAAAGGGGUAGAAUACCUAAUUCACGCGCUCACAACUUUUACAUCAUAGGAUUCAAAUCACGGUACGCCCGGGGGUGUCUUCCUGUUGUAGCUUUAGUGUCAACACACUAGAACGAAUUCAAAUCAUACAUAGUACGUCAGGGAGUACGUGGGGGGGUCUUCCUGUUGCAGCUUCAUUAUCAAAACGCUAGAACAACCCUCCUGAUUCACAGCAUUCUACGAAUUUAGGUAGUCUGGAAAUGAUUACUUGUUUCUGCAACA